Messenger RNA from Anthostomella pinea, 597 nucleotides. Lineage: Eukaryota; Fungi; Ascomycota; Sordariomycetes; Xylariales; Xylariaceae. The record is from the annotation of a GenBank genome assembly.
AUGCUCCCGCCCCUGGCUAAGCCGCCCUUCGCUGAAUUUGGUCCUAGAAAUAAGGGCGAUCAAUUUCCUGUUAACCCGGGGGAGACGGAGCGCGCCGAACACGGCGAGUUGCUCAAAGCAAAAUGCGCGGCCACGGGCGCGCUUAUAGCGUUCACGGCCGAUCGCAAGCCACCGGCCGACGUGCCCAACAAGUUCGUCGCCAACAUCCCGUUCUCGCGCAGCAGAAUCGUAUGGAGUGAGCAUUUGGAGAACCUCAAGAAAGUGGUCGGUACAGGGGAGAAGGUGGGAUCCGGGACGCUCAAUGCCUGGAUUCAGUACCCGGAUGAUGAUGCCCUCGUUGUCGAGGACGAUGAAACGGGUUUCGAUUCCGACAAAAAGGAAGAUUCUAGGAGUACGAUUAAGGAGUUCAAAGACGUCAUCGAGGGCGCGGUCAAAGCACUGGUUGCGGAUGAGGACAGGUGGUCUUGGGUAACCCGAAAGCCGGCCAAAAAAGGCAGAAUGACGGUGGGUGACGGCAGAGUGAAAUACAAGCCCAAAGGGCAGAAAGAGCACCAGUCCAAAACAGGGUCAGGGUCACACCGCUCUGCGGAAGAGUGA